Messenger RNA from Didymella exigua CBS 183.55, 647 nucleotides. RefSeq lists its product as uncharacterized. Bases 234 to 602 code for a protein of 122 amino acids. The transcript has a single exon. NCBI's taxonomy places the organism in Eukaryota, Fungi, Ascomycota, Dothideomycetes, Pleosporales, Didymellaceae. The record is from RefSeq and is a predicted model, not a curated record.
GCGCCGCAGCACCGUGGUAGCGCGCACCUUGAUCACGUUCGCCCGCAGCACCAGGCCGGGCUUGACGUCGCUCAUGGUUCGUUUGGGGCUGCCCUGGCGGCUCGUGGGGAUGCUGUUGACCGAGGUGGUGCUGCUGUUUGCCGUGUUGUACUUGAGCCGGUGCGGCAGCAAGAGUUUCGACGUGAAAGCGGGUCGAGGCAUGCUGGACUUGGUUGACGUCGCCGCCGCUGCUAAUGCGGUUCGCCUGCUGUGCAGCGCCGUGUCUGCCGUCCAAACGAACACUGCCCCAAACACUGCCCCAAACGUGCCUCGGUGCUGGGGACCACGCUCCUGAAGUUGACGUAGCUGUGGAUCGCAAUUACCCUGGCACCGCUCGCUGUACCUUGGAACAGCCAGCCGGUCCUGCCCCUUUCGUGGCUGUUCUUGCACGCUGUGUAUCAAACGGGGCCAAGAUGCCCAGUGGAGCUUGUUGCGCGCCGCGGAUUGGCGAGUGUGUAGCGUCUGCUUGUGAAGAUGCAGAAGGCGAUACGUGUGCGUUCUGGGGAACGUGGAAUGUCGAACCUCGAACCGCACUCCGCAAGGGGCAUACAGGCAGUAAAUAGGAACAGGUCCACGGGUACGGGGCCAGGCCCAGCUCGCUACAUGUG